Emiliania huxleyi CCMP1516 is the source of this 1176-nucleotide messenger RNA. RefSeq lists its product as hypothetical. Gene Ontology annotation, biological process: protein phosphorylation. The transcript has 10 exons. The record is from RefSeq and is a predicted model, not a curated record. The coding region runs from base 1 to 1176 and encodes 391 amino acids. NCBI's taxonomy places the organism in Eukaryota, Haptophyta, Isochrysidales, Noelaerhabdaceae. Gene Ontology annotation, molecular function: protein kinase activity; ATP binding.
AUGAUGGCCUUGCCGUUCCUCGCCUUUUGGUGGGUGUGCAUGGUGGUGGUGACGGCUCUCGGCGCACUCUGCCCGCGGCUGCAGUCCGCAAUGGCCAUCGUCCUCUCCGGCGUCGCGCCGCGGCCAAACUCGGACCAGCAGCGCGCGCGCGUCCUCUUCGGCCGCGUCCUCCUCGCCGCCGUGGCCGCGACGCUCGUGCUCAUCUACCUCCGCCACUCGGCGCUCACCCACGCGCACCGCCUCUGCUACAUCGCAAUCACCGCGCUCGGGUUCGGGUCGAUGCCGGCCCUCACGGAGAUCGGCCGGCCCGGGGAGCCGCUGCUGGUUGGAGGCGCGCUGGUGCUCGGCGCGCUGAUGCUCGGCGAGGCGCUCGGCUACUUGAUGGAGCAGCACGCGCGCCUCGCCUUUCUCGACCGCGACGCGGCCGCGCUCCCCCCGCCGCCGUGCGUCAAGGACAUCUUGAUCGACCGCGUGGUCGGCGAGGGAGGCCAAGGGACGGUCUACGCGGGCCGCUGGCUCGGCAUACACGUCGCCAUCAAGGAUGAGGCGCGCCUGCUCGCGCGGCUCCGCCACCCGUCGGUCUGCACUCUCUUCGGCGCGACGGUCCUCUCGGACGGCGGCGGCGCGCUCGUGCCCGCGCUGACCACGGCACGGCGCGUGAUGCUCUCCAAGCGGGGCGAGCCGAUCGCCGUCGGCUUGGCCGCCCGGAUCGCGGCCGAGGUUGCGACGGGCAUCUCCUUCUUGCACGGCAAUGGCGUCAUGCACCGCGACAUCAAGCCGAGCAACGUGCUCCUCGACACGGAGUACCACGCGAAGGUGGCCGACUUUGGCCUCGCGCGGCUCGUGCGCGCCCAGUCGAGCGCGCGCAGAGGGCCGCCGACGGUGGGCUACGACGAGCGGUGCGACACCUUCUCCUACGGGAUGCUGCUCUGGUCCCUCAUGCACGAGGUGGCCGUCCCGCCCUCCUCCGCCUCCGCGUCGCGGCCGCGCGUGAGCUUGCCGCCCGAUCGCGCCGUCUACUCGGGCCUGAUCACCCGCUGUUGGCAGCAAGACCCGGCGAUGCGGCCGAGCAUGCAGGAGACCGUGCACGUAGGCCUGGUCAACAGCUGCUCAAACAAGCUCGACGGCGAGCCCGCGUCGGAGCAGGAAGGAGACGUUGGAUUCGUUGAUCAGUAA